Trametes versicolor FP-101664 SS1 is the source of this 1968-nucleotide messenger RNA. RefSeq names its product P-loop containing nucleoside triphosphate hydrolase protein. The transcript has 8 exons. Gene Ontology annotation, cellular component: nucleolus. Bases 1 to 1968 code for a protein of 655 amino acids. NCBI's taxonomy places the organism in Eukaryota, Fungi, Basidiomycota, Agaricomycetes, Polyporales, Polyporaceae. The record is from RefSeq and is a predicted model, not a curated record. Gene Ontology annotation, molecular function: GTP binding.
AUGCCUCGUAUACGCAAGAAGACGAGCAAGCGCGGGACGCUUAACCAGCGCGCGAGGAUCGCGAAAAAGGUGCAGGAGACUCACCGCAAGCAGAAGCGCGCUGCAAGGAAAGCUCCCCCGAAGAAGAGCAAGCCGAAGGACCCGGGCAUCCCGAACGCGUUCCCGUUCAAGGACCAGAUCCUCGCUGAAAUCGCCGAGCAGAGGAGACAGGCCACCGAGGAGAAGCAGCGUCGUAAGGACGAGAAGAAGGCUGCCAAGUCGAACGCUGCAGACGUCUCUGACGCCUCGGGAGACGAGGGCGAUGGUGCAUUCGACGGCGUCCUCUCUCUGAACGCCUCCGCUCAAUCAGCGCCCCGCAAAGGACGUGUGGCUGAGCCGGUGGCGGAGGACGACGUGGAGGCAGAAGAAGAGGAAACCCCCAUACUUGUGAACCCUGACCUUCCCGACCUAAAGUCAGUCUUGGAUGCGGCGGACGUCAUGCUCGAGGUACUGGACGCGCGGGAUCCUCUUGCGGCGCGCAGUGCCCAUGUGGAGGGGCUUGCACGCGAGAGCGGGAAGCGGGUGCUGCUCGUACUCAACAAAGUCGAUGUAUGUCCCAGGGAAGCGGUUGAGGCCUGGGCUACGACCCUCCGGAAGGAGCACCCGACGGUGCUCUUCAGGUCCGCUUCUGCGUCCCUGCCGGCCCCCGCUGAGUCGGUCAAAGGCAAGGCCAAGGAGCGUGUAGACGAUGCAUGGGGUCUCGACGCCACUCUCGCCGUCCUUCAACAGUGGGCGAACGAGAAAAAGGGCGACAGUCCGCUCACAGUUGCCGUAGUUGGUGUUACCAAUGUCGGCAAGAGUGCCGUUGUCAACUCCCUGCUCCGUAAGGCCGUGCUACAGACCUACAAGCUCACCUCGACACCGCCUGAAACGCCCACUACGACGACGCACCCUCAAGAGGUCAUGCUCGAGCUCGAGGGCAAGUCGGUGCGCCUCAUCGACACCCCCGGCCUGUCGUGGCACCCGUCCGAAGACGCCUCCGAGGAGGAAUUCGUCCAGGCGCGCGCUCGGGACGUACUCCUACGGAAUAGGGGACACAUCGAACGGCUGAAGGAUCCGGCGCACGUCAUGUCUGGUCUGGUAUCGCGCGCAACCCGUGAGGAUCUGAUGCUCCUGUACAACCUGCCUAUCUUCACCGAGGGUGACGCAAAUUCAUUCCUGGCCGGCGUCGCACGCGCGCACCGCUUCAUGAAGAAGAGAGGAGACCCUGAUCUGACCGCUGCCGCCCGCAUGGUGCUCCGAGACUGGAGCAACGGCAAGCUCGCACGCUACACCGUUCCGCCUUCUUCCUCAGCAGACGCCUCUGCCCCUGCCGAGACCGCAUUUGUUGAGAUCUACGCGAAGGACGAAGUCGUGCUCAGUAGACUCGCUUCGCGCAAGGAGCUCCGCAAGGCCGGCGGUCUCGUCAAGCUGCGCGCGGGUGCGAUCGACACGCGCAAGCCGACGCUCGACGAGUCGUACUCGACCGGCUCCGACUCCGAUGCUGACGAGGAGGAUGGCUCGGACCUGGAUGAGUUGGAUGAUGACGACGUCGACGAGGAGGAUAUCGACGAAGAGGAUGAUGACGAGGAUGAUGAUGAAGAUGAGGAGGAGGAGGCCCCCUCUCCCCGCGGGAAGCGGAAACGCAGCGCCACGAAGGCUGCCGCCCCCGCACGGCCCGCCAAAAAGGUCGCGUUCGCGGCGGAGCCCAAGGGCACGAAGCAGGCGCGCUCUGCUGCGGGCGCGCGGGGUGCAGCCAAGGCCAAGGCCAGUGCCGACUCCGAGGACAAGCCCGCGAAAAAGCCCUCUGCGCUGAAGAAGGCUGCGCCUGCCAAACCUGCUGUCGCGAAGAGGGUCGCGAACUCGUCGACCGGGAGCAAGAAGGCGGCAGCUGCGCCUGCACCUGCUAAGGACGGCGAGGUCGAGUACGAUUUCAAGCAGUUCUUCUAG